ACAAACAGCGCUGGGGAGGAGCAGCACAAAGGCACUUCAAGAGGCAGUCGGAUACACAGUCACCCUGGGAUAGGAGUGUGUUUUCUAUCAGUGUUUUUCAGUGUACCUGGUGUGUGCUAUGGAGAGUCCUAAGAGGAGAAUGGCCUUUAAGAAGCUGAAAGGGAGGUGCAUCACUGAGCUGCUGCCCUUGGGAUGUACCCUCCAUCGCUUAGCCAGCCACAAGGUGUCUCAGGCUGCCAGCAACUGUCUCAGGACCAAGGUGGCCUUCAGGACCAAGGCUGUAAUCUACUACACGGAAAUCCUGAGGAACAGCGAUGUCCAGCUCCAACAGACUGCCUGUCUGGCCCUCAAGUGUCUCAAAGCGAUGGAGAGCGUGGAGCAGGAGGCUGAGUUGUGGUGGUCAUCUGACGAGGACCUGCGCAGUGCUGUUAGAGAGACCGUGCUAUCAUAUGAUGGUCUGCAAUGCUGACUGUGUGAUCAGCAAUGUUGUGGCAAAAUGGCCUGGCUCAGUCCAUGACUCCAGAAUCUUUCGGGCCUCUGAAAUCUAUCAGUGCCUAUCACAAGGUGAAUUCUCUGGUGUGUUGCUGGGAGACAGGGGGUAUGGCUGCCAGCCUUUUCUCCUGACACCUUUCACAGACCCCCAGGAAGCACAGCAGGCCUACAACCAUGCCCAUGCCAGGACCAGGGCCAGAGUUGAAAUGACCUUUGGCCUCCUGAAGGCACGCUUUCACUGCCUUCACAAAUUAAGGGUCAGCCCUGUUAGGGCAUGUGAUAUUACUGUGGCUUGUGCUGUCCUCCACAAUGUGGCCUGCCUGAGGAAGGAGAGGGCCCCCAGAGUGCCACCAGCCAUGGACUGGGACAAUCCGGCAAUCUUCCCUGAUGACGACAGUGGUCGGCUGCUGAGGGACCAAUAUGUGUUGAAUUAUUUUAGUUAGUAUGUGUGCUUUCAAUUUUGGUUAAAUAUGUCCUGCGGUGGCAGAGGAAUUUGGGUUU
Messenger RNA from Oncorhynchus keta (chum salmon), 993 nucleotides. Its product is annotated as RIPOR family member 3-like. The record is from RefSeq and is a predicted model, not a curated record. Lineage: Eukaryota; Metazoa; Chordata; Actinopteri; Salmoniformes; Salmonidae. The transcript has 6 exons. The coding region runs from base 119 to 469 and encodes 116 amino acids.